AUUAUCUACACAGCGCGCACAAAAAGUUCUAGAGAGAUAAACUCUAGAGAGAGAGACGAUUAAUUUUGGGGUUUAACUUUUAAGCUUUCCCCCAGCAAAAUUCCAUAAAAAAAAAUUAUCACUUAUAAGUUAUCAGUAGAAUUUUUUUUUUAUUUUAUAUAUUUUUUAUGUUAUUCAGAAGAUAAUUAUAAGUAUAUAUAUGCAUAUAUAGAAAAGGAGUUGGUGGAUUAAUGGAUGAGAUCUGGGAAAGAGCAGUGGAGACGGCAUUAGACGGCGAAAAUGACGUCGCAUCUGUCAGGACUUUAACCCUUGACGGAGCGGCGAAGUGCGUUCAUGGCCGGCUACCUCCGCCGUUAAUUUUCGAGAAGUUUAGUAACCUCCAGCAUUUUUCUAUAGCGAAUAUUGGCCUUUCGUCUCUUGAGCAGUUUCCUCGGCUUCGGAAUUUGCAGAAGUUGGUGCUAUCUGAUAAUAGGAUUGCUGGAGGCCUUGAAUUCCUUGUCGAGGCGGGGUUGGAAUUUCUGCGGGACCUUGAUUUGUCAAAUAACAGGAUUUCAGAUGUCAAUGAUUUGAAGCCUUUGGCGGAGCUUAGGCUGGUGUCACUGGAUCUUUAUGAGUGCCCGGUUACUCGGGUUAAGGACUAUAGGUCGCGGGCUUUUGAGUUGAUUAGCUCUUUAAAGUACUUGGAUAAGAUGGACGCAGAGGGGAAUGAGAGGCCUGAGUCGGAUGAUGAGGAUGAGGACACCGAAGGGAAUCAGAGGCCUGAGUUGGAUGAUGAGGAUGAGGACGCUGAGGAGAAUGAAAGGCCUGAGUUGGAUGAUGAAGAUGAGGAUGAGGAUGAUGAUGACGAGGAUGAUGCUGGGAGCGGGGAAAUUGAAGGGGAGAAUUGGCCUUUUAGGGUGAGUAAUGGGCAUCCAAGUAGGAACGAGGGGGUUAUUGAUGUUGAUGAGGAUGAGGAGAGUGAUGCGGAUGAGGAGGUAACUGAGACUUCUAGAGGGAUUAACGGAUUAAUUGGUGCUAGCAAUUCCCAUCAUCUUUCGAAUGGGUUUAGAGUGGAGGAUGAAGGUGAUAUGAGUGAGGAAGAUGAUGAUUCAGUGGAAGAGAUAUAUGAAGAAGGUGAGGGUGAGGGUGAGGAUGAGGAAGAUGAUGUGGUAGAGGUCCACGAGAUAGAUGACAGUAGUGACGAGGAGGAUGGGGUGGAGGAUGACGAGGAUGAUGAUGAUGAGGUAGAUAAUGAUGAGGGCAAUUUUGAGGAGCCCGAUAGUAAUGGGAGGUUGAUAGGUGUGGAACGAGAGAUUGAUGGUCACGAGCAGGGUGACGAUGAUGAUAAUGGAGAGAUGGGAGAGGAAGAUCUGGAUAAUGAGGAGGACGGAGACUUUGAGGAUGAAGAUGAGGAAGAAGACUAUGGUGCAGGGUACCUUAUUCAACCGGUUGUGCAAGUACAGGUGGGUGCCAAUGGUAGUCACUUGGACCUAGGAAAUGAAGGUGAAGAUGCAGUAAAGGAAGAAGGUAUUAGCGAUGAAGAUGACCAAGACGGUUCAGUCCAGGAGCUCCCAACAUCAUCUCGAAAGAGAAACAGAGACGAAGAUAAUGAUAAUGAAGAGGGUGAUGAGGAGACGAAGAAGCAAAAGUAAUUUUGGGUAUGGUAGGUUUUUGUUUAUUCCUAAUUAAAAUGGUGGGAUCUUUAAACUUGUAGACUGAUACAAACUGUUGGGUGACAAUAUUUGGAGGGAAACUGUGGAUAUGAACCUUACGGUCCUAUGUUAAAUGUUCAAAAAGUAGUUUGUUUGGAGUAGCCGUUGGUUGCUUUGUGAUAAUUUAUUCAAAUGUGAGUUAUGAGUGAGUUCAACUCGUUGUAUAACUCAGUUGCAUUGAAAGCAAUGGAAAGAGAAGCCCUUAUUUCUUGUGUGCAA
Olea europaea var. sylvestris is the source of this 1910-nucleotide messenger RNA. RefSeq names its product acidic leucine-rich nuclear phosphoprotein 32-related protein-like. Lineage: Eukaryota; Viridiplantae; Streptophyta; Magnoliopsida; Lamiales; Oleaceae. Bases 231 to 1631 code for a protein of 466 amino acids. The transcript has 3 exons. The record is from RefSeq and is a predicted model, not a curated record. Gene Ontology annotation, cellular component: nucleus. Gene Ontology annotation, molecular function: histone binding.